AUGUCACCUAACUUGCUUAAAACGUUUGUCCAGAACCGAACUGUUGAAAUUCAGGAAUUAACUAGUACUGCUUCGUGGCGUCACGUGAGAGGAGAACAUAAUCCAGCUGACCUGAUCACUCGCAGUCGCAAUUUAGACGACCUUUGGGGCACCGCCAUGUGGUGGGAUGGACCUCAGUUUCUUCACGAUAUUAAUAUUGACUUUAAUUCGGAGUCCUAUAACACCUCAAAUUUACCAGAGUUGAAAUCUGUUGCAACAGUCACCUUGACUGUUAGUCAGGAUGCUGGAGUGUGGUUUCCAUUUCAGAGGUUCUCGCAGUUUAAUAGAAUGAAGCGUACUAUGGCGUACUUAUUACGGUUUGUUUAUAACGCGCGCAAUAAACCGAGUGAGAGGCACACGGGCGCGUUCGAUGCAUCUGAAAAUAAUGAAGCCGAACUAUCCCUCGCUAGACUGUCGCAGUAUGAGUCAUAUCGAGACGUAUACGAUUGUUUGUCGAAGAAACAAUCAUUAAAAAAUAUGCACGCUAGUUUAACCAAGUUAAAUUUAUUUCUCGACGAAUCUAAUUUGAUAAGGGUAGGAGGACGUUUAGAAAAUUAUUCCGAAUUUAACUUUAAUAAAAAACACCCGAUUUUAAUUUCAGGCAGACAUCAUUUUGCUCUAUUACUAUUUCGUUAUGAGCACCGCAGGCUUUUACAUGCGCCGCCACAAGCGUUAGUAUUUGCUUUGAGGGAUUCUUGGUGGCCUGUCAGAGCGCGAGAUUUAGCCAGGAAGGUCGUUCAUGAGUGUGUCACAUGCAGACGAAUGCGCGGUCAAACAUUAACGCCUAUAAUGGGCAACCUUCCACGGGAACGCCUUCAACCAGGUUACCCAUUUUUAUAUUGCGGCGUCGAUUACGCUGGCCCAGUGCUCAUACUAAACCGUAAAGGGAGAGGAGCUAAAUCUAUUAAAUCAUACAUAUGCUUAUUCGUAUGUUUUGUAACGCGUGCGGUUCACCUGGAGCUGGUGAGUGAUCUCUCAUCUGAUGCUUACCUGCUGUCAUUAAAACGUUUCAUUUCGCGCCGAGGUAAACCGGCCGAAAUUUUCAGUGAUAACGGCAAAAAUUUUGUUGGUUUAAUGAACGACUUUUCAAAAUUCCUUUCAAGUAUAUCAGGAGAAAUUAAAGAUUACGCAUUAUCUCAAAAUAUUAAAUUUCGAAUGAAUCCUCCGUAUGCUAGUCAUUUCGGUGGUUUAUGGGAAGCGGGGGUUAAAAGUUGCAAAUAUCACUUGCGACGAACCGUAGGCAAUGCACGAUUGACUUUUGAAGAGCUCAGUACAGUGUUGACUCAAAUCGAGGCUGUCCUGAACUCCAGGCCCUUGUCUCCGAUGUCAAGUGACCCACACGAUCUUUUGCCCCUAAGUCCGGCACACUUCUUGGUCGGCCGCCCAUUGACUUCGCCAGUGUUCGCUGACCUGCACGACAUCCCCGACCAUCGAUUGACACGAUACCAGAGAAUCGAAAAAAUCCGUCAGCAUUUUUGGACUCGAUGGUCACGCGAAUACGUCUCUGAACUGCAAUCUCGAUCCAAGUGGAGAUUCCAGACUGACGACCUCAAAGAGAAUACACUUGUCAUCAUCAAAGAAGAUAACUUGCCCCCAUUGAAAUGGUGCCUUGGGCGCAUAAUCAAGACAUACCCAGGAAAGGACGGUGUCUCCAGGGUCGCCGAGAUAAAAACAGCAACGACAACGGUCCGACGCGCGUUCUCCAAAAUUUGCCCGCUUUUGGAGAUUGAAGCAUCUUCAUCGUAAUAUUCAUCUAUUGGAAACCUAGGGUUUCCAAGGCCGGGAGUAUGGAUAUAAACUGUGCAUGUAUCUGUCAUUGAACUUUUUACUUAAUCUGUGCUGUAUAGUGCAACCAAUAAACACUUACUUAAAAGUGACAUUUGAGUGCUCCCAUUGGCUAUUGAUGUGACGUCAGGACGUUUGACAAGUGCAAUUUUCUAUUCUAAAACUUUUACGCGGCAAGUGCAGCCAUAUUUUUUUCACGCACGUGCGAACUCGCAAUAAGUUUAGCAAAAGUUACAAAAGUGCAUCACAUUCAAGACAAUAUCAAGAAAGUAAGCUUCAGGUAGCCUGCUUCAUACGCGC
Aricia agestis (brown argus) is the source of this 2124-nucleotide messenger RNA. RefSeq lists its product as uncharacterized. Gene Ontology annotation, molecular function: nucleic acid binding. NCBI's taxonomy places the organism in Eukaryota, Metazoa, Arthropoda, Insecta, Lepidoptera, Lycaenidae. The record is from RefSeq and is a predicted model, not a curated record. Bases 1 to 1785 code for a protein of 594 amino acids. Gene Ontology annotation, biological process: DNA integration. The transcript has a single exon.